AAAAAAAAAAAAAUGAAAAUAAAAGGCCAUCGAUUCACCAAAGAAAUUGAUAAUAUUAUUAGCGAACAUAUGAAAAAUUUGGGCCAUCUUCCAAAUCCCUAUAUGAAAAUUCAUGAAAAGAUUCCAAAAUAUAGUUCAAAGCAAAUUCGUUAUCGUUGGAUAAGUAAACUCAAUCCAUAUCUUUGUACAAUGCCUCUUGAAGAUAACGAAAAAUUGUUCAUCGUUCAAUGGGUUGAAAAUAAUCGAACUUCAGACGGUAUAAUUCAUUGGAAAGACUUAAUUAAAGAAGUUGAAAGUAAAUUUGGAAAAUUACGUUCUGAAAAUACUCUUAAAAAUUUUUGGCACUUAAGAAGAAGAAGUCUUUCAAAACAAUUUAAGGAAGUUAAUUAUGAUGAACCUAAUAUUACUUUUGAAUACGAAAAUUUAAUAAAAGAUGACAAUUUGUCACUUUUUAAAAAUAAAGACGAAGAAAAUAUUUCUCCACUUCCUUCUGAUGCAAGUCGAAUAGAAAUCUUAUGUUGGGUGGCUAGUGAACAACAUAAACGUGAUUUCCCAUAUAGUAAAUAUUUUAAGUAGUUAACCCCAGAGGUUUCAUGUUAUAUAGUUAUAUAUAUAUAUAUAGAU
Rhizophagus irregularis DAOM 181602=DAOM 197198 is the source of this 624-nucleotide messenger RNA. RefSeq lists its product as uncharacterized. NCBI's taxonomy places the organism in Eukaryota, Fungi, Glomeromycota, Glomeromycetes, Glomerales, Glomeraceae. The record is from RefSeq and is a predicted model, not a curated record.